UUGAUCCCCCAUAAAAAAAUCAAUUUCCUCCCAGUUUCCCCCAACAAAUUAAUUUACGUCCCUAAUUCAUCGAUCUCAACCUCCGUUUGAACCCAAAUCUAGCAACCUCUCCAAUACUGUUCAUCGGUAUCCUGCUUCUAUAUAACCACCACUAUAGACAAUGCUGAUGAUUACCGACGGUGGUUCUCUACCAUGAUUCUCGAAUUGCAGAAGCUUGAGCCCCUGGUUUGAGCAAUUUGGCACCUUCAGGCCUGCAUUCAUUUUCAGCUACAUGAUUCGUUUCACGUAUCAAUGCAUGCGCUUCGUUAGAGAUUGAAUCCAUACCCUAACCUAAUCGCCAUGUUCGAAGCACACGUACUGCAUUUGCUUCGAAGAUAUUUGGGUGAAUAUGUCCACGGACUUUCAUCAGAGGCUCUAAGAAUUAGCGUGUGGAAAGGUGAUGUGGUACUCAAAGACUUGAAAUUGAAGGCAGAUGCACUCAAUUCAUUAAAGCUUCCUGUUAUUGUAAAAGCUGGCUUCGUUGGUACCAUAACAUUGCAGGUUCCAUGGAAAGGUCUUGGCAAAGAGCCUGUGAUAGUUCUUAUUGACCGUGUGUUCGUUCUUGCUCAUCCUGAUUCUGAUGGAAGGUCUCUUACGCCUGAGGAGCGUGAAAAGAUUUUCGAAGCGAAACUUCAACAGAUUGAGGAAGCCGAGUCAGCAACUCUUGAUGCAAUAUCAAAAUCAAAGCUUGGAAACUCAGCUGCUGGGAAUUCAUGGUUGGGUUCCAUGAUUGGUACAAUAAUAGGAAAUCUGAAGAUUUCAAUCGGAAAUGUCCAUAUCAGAUAUGAGGAUCCUAUUAGCAAUCCAGGACAUCCUUUUGCUGUUGGUAUCACUCUGGCAAAGCUUGCUGCUUUUACAGUGGACGAGAAGGGGAAUGAAACAUUUGACACGAGUGGUGCUCUUGAUAAGUUGCGAAAGUCAUUGCAACUUGAAAGGCUUGCAAUCUAUCAUGAUUCCAACCGACUUCCUUGGAACAUGGACAAAAAAUGGGAAGACCUCAGUCCCAAGGAUUGGGUUGAGAUAUUUGAAGAUGGAAUAAAUGAACCGGCCAAGGGUCAUAAAUUUUCCAAAUGGGCUGGAGAUCGCAGCUACUUAGUUUCACCAAUCAAUGGUGUUCUUAAGUAUCACCGUUUGGGGAAUUCUGAGAGAACUAAUGCAGAUACGCCUUUCGAGGAGGCCCAUCUUAUCCUUAGUGACGUUUCUUUGGCACUCACAGAGGCUCAGUAUUAUGACUGGAUUCGACUUCUUGAGGUCAUAAAAAGAUAUAAAAUAUAUAUAGAGGUGUCACAUUUAAGGCCUGUGGUGUCUGUUACCGAGGGUCCUAAACUGUGGUGGAAUUAUGCGGCUCAAGCAGCAUUGCAGCAAAAGAAAAUGUGCUAUAGGUUAUCUUGGGCCCAAAUUCAACACUUCUGCCGUCUUCGAAGGCGAUAUAUCCAGCUGUAUGCUGGUUCACUGCAAGAGUCAUCAGAUUCUGAUGACACUGAACUUAGAAGUAUUGAGAGAGAUCUUGAUCCAAAAGUAAUUCUCUUGUGGAGGUUUCUUGCGCAUGCAAAAGUUGAAUCUGUAAAAUCAAAGGAAGAAGCUGAACAAAGGAUGCUUAAAAAGAAUAGUUGGUUCUCGCUUGGAUGGCGUUCUGCUUCAUCCGAUGAGCAAGAUGCUCCUGAGGGAUCUCAAACUGCUGUGGACGGAUUGAGUAAAGAAGAAUGGCAGGCACUUAAUAAUAUAUUGAGUUCCCAACCAGAUGAAGAUUUGGCAUCACAAUCCGGAAAAGAUAUGCAAAAUAUGACACAACGCAUGGUCAUUGUGUCCAUUGGUCAAGCUGCUUUGAGAAUUAUUAAUAUAAAUGAAACUGAACUUGUAUGUGGUAGAUUUGAACAACUUCAAGUAUCUGCAAAGUUUAAACAUAGAAGCAUUUAUUGUGAUCUGACAUUGAAGUUCUAUGGAUUGUCUGCACCUGAAGGUCGACUUUGUCAGAGCGUCUCCAGUCAGCAUAAGGCGAAUGCUUUGGGUGCUAGUUUUGUAUAUUUACCUGUUGGAGAGAAUCUAGAUUGGAGGCUUUCAGCAACAAUAUCUCCUUGCCAUGUCACGGUCUUGAUGGAAAGUUAUAACCACUUUCUGGAAUUUAUGAAGAGGAGCAAUUCUGUUAGUCCUGCAGUUGCAUUUGAAACAGCAGCUGCUUUACAGAAUAAGUUAGAAAGGGCCACUCGUCGAGCUCAAGAGCAAUUUCAAACAGUCUUAGAGGAACAAAGCAGUUUCGCUCUUGAUAUUGAUCUUGACGCUCCAAAAAUUAGAGUUCCAAUACGAAAAAGUGCUUCGUCAGAGUAUGGUAGUCUUUUUCUUUUGGACUUUGGUAAUUUUACAUUGCGAACAGAGGAGGGCCACCCUGAUGAUCAAGGACAAAACCUGUAUUCUCGUUUUUGUAUUUAUGGAAGGGAUAUAGCUGCCUUAUUUACAGAUGGAAAUUCUGACAUUCAGACGUGUGAUCUAGAAACUCCGGGUCAUAGUGGUCAGCUUUCAGCAUAUCCUGUUACCGGUAGUGCUUGUCAUUCGUAUUCUCUUGUUGAUAGGUGUGGGAUUGUUGUUAUUGUGGAUCAGAUUAAAGUUUCUCAUCCAAGUCAUCCGUCAACUCGUGUCUCUAUCCAAGUUCCUACACUUGGUAUUCACCUUUCACCAUUUAUAUUCAGCCUGCUUAUGGAACUUUUGAAGAUACUGUCUGGUACUAUUGAAAGUAGCACAAAGCUUGUAGAAGAUUGCCAAGCUGAACAUGCCCCAUGGAGUUCCCCUGAUCUAGCAACUGAGGUUCAAAUGCUGGUUUGGAGGGGGAUCGGCUAUUCAGUUGCUUCAUGGCAGUCCUCGUAUCUUGUCUUGUCUGGACUGUAUCUUUAUCUGCUGGAAUCUUCUACAUCUCAGAACUAUCAGCGUUGCUUUAGCAUGGCUGGUAAGCAACUAUAUGAAGUACCUUCGGACAGUGUUGGUGGUUCUCCUUCUUGUAUUGCUUUGUGUAUCAGAGGCAUGGACAUCCAAAAGGCUUUAGAGUCGUCUAGUACUUUGGUUGUAAAGUUUGGGAACGAGCAGGAGAAGGCUAGUUGGUUGAGAGGACUUGUGCAAGCAACCUACCGAGCUUCUGCUACUUCAUCAGUUGAUAUACUUGGAAAGCAAAGUGAUACCGUUGCAGAACUUUCUGAACCACGUUCUACUGAUACGAAGAUCGCUGACGCUAUUGUUAAUGGAACUUUGGUGGAAACAAAGAUAUUUAUAUGUGGGAAGGUGGGAACUGAGGUGCACAAUGAUACUGUGGAGACUCAGAUUCUUGAAGUUCUUGCUGCGGGAGGGAAGGUGUAUGUUGCAUCUUGUGAGGGGGAUUUAACUGUCAAGAUGAAUUUGCACUUGUUGAAAAUCAAAGAUGAACUUCAAAAUUCCUCGACGGGUCCACAAUAUUUAGCUUACUCCGUUUUAGAAAACUAUCGUUCUCUUAAUCCCACAAGUACUAUAAAUCCUCAGGUGGAAGAGGUAUUAGUAGGUCCGGCCGAGGAUGAUGAUUUUGCGGAUGCCUUGCCAGAUUUCAUGUCAUUGGCUGAUUCCGUUGAUGCUGUGGUUCAUGAGAAAGAUCAUGGAAAAGCAAGAGGUAAUUCUGGAGAUGUAUUUUUUGAGACGGAAGCCCUUGAUGAAUCUGAUUUUGUAUCCCUUACCAUCUUGAAACGGACUCCUCAAUCACCUGAUUAUGAUGGUGUGGAUACUCAGAUGAGCAUCUGCAUGUCAAAGUUUGAGUUUUUCCUCCACCGCCCGACUAUCGUUGCUUUAGUUAGUUUAGGCAUUGAUCUGGGCAAUGCAAGUAGUGGUAGCGUCUCAUCAAAAAAGGAGGAUGAAGCUUUAGUGCAGAAAGACAAGGGUGAAGAGCGUGGGGGAGUAAAAGUCAAGGGAGUAUUGGGACAUGGGAAAGAUCGAGUUGUAUUAUCUUUGAACAUGAGUAUUGACAGCGUCACUGUAUUUUUCAACAAAGAGGAUGGCUCUCAUCUUGCAAUGCUUGUGCAAGAAACUUUCGUCUUGAACCUGAAGGUUCACCCUGGUUCUAUAACAGUUGAAGGUACACUAGGGAACUUUAGGCUCUGUGAUGUUUCACUGGGUACAGAUCAUUGUUGGGGAUGGUUUUGUGACAUACGCAAUCAGGGGGCUGAUGCUCUUAUCCAGUUCACAUUCCAGUCUUACAAUCCCGAUGAUGAUGACUAUGAAGGAUAUAGUUGUAGCCUGAGUGGCAAACUUUCAUCUGUUCGUAUUGUUUUUCUCAACAGAUUCAUUCAAGAGCUCUCUGCAUAUUUUGUGGCGCUGGCAGCUCCCAAUACAGAAGAAGCGAUGAAGUUUGUUGAUAAAGUUGGAGGUUUUGAAUGGUUGAUUCAGAAGUAUGAGAUGGAGGGAUCUGCUGCAGUGAAGUUAAAUCUAUCGUUAGAGACUCCAAUAAUAGUAAUACCGCAGAAUUCCUCGGGCAAAGAUUUCUUGCAACUUGAUCUAGGACAGUUGUCUGUGACAAAUAAAGUUAGUUGGCAUGGACCUGAGGAUGAUCCAUCAGCUGUCCAUCUUGACAUUCUUCAUGCACAGAUCUUUGGAAUCAACAUGGCUUUCGGAGAAAACGGUGUGUUAGGAAAACCAAUGAUACGAGAAGGCCGUGAAAUUCACCUUUUUAUUAGGCGCAGUUUAAGAGAUAUUUUUCGCAAUGUUCCAAACUUUGCACUGGAAGUGAAGAUAGGGUCGUUGCACGCUGUGGUGUCAGACAAAGAAUAUAGCGCAAUUACUAGCUGUCUGACCAUGAACAUGGCUGAACAACCUAAUCUCCCUCCUAAUUUCCGUGAAAUCAACUCUGAUUCAGCGGAUGCCAUAAGGAUGUUAACUGAUAAGGUUCACAUGACAAGUCAAGUUUUCAUGUCACGUACUGUUAACAUUAUGGCAGUUCAUCUUAAUUAUGCAUUGCUAGAGCUCUGCAAUGGCACCCAAGAGGAUUAUUCACCUUUAGCAAAUAUUACUCUGGAGGGCAUGUGGUUUUCUUGCCGAAUGACUUCUUUUUCAGAAUUGGAUCUGUAUGUCACCAUUCCUCGAUUUUCUAUUUUGGAUGUACGUCCUGAUACCCGCCCUGAAAUGAGAUUAAUGCUUGGAACAAGCACUGAUGUUCUGAAACUAGCUUCUAGUAAAGGUGGACUUGUAAGAGCUGUAACCAUGUCCAAUGUGGAUGCACCACACUCAACCAUGUUAUUGAUGGAUCUCAGAUGCCGCUCAUCAUCCCAAUUGCUUGUGGUUCGGAUUCAGCUGCCUCGAGUUCUAGUUGUCCCAGACUUUCUUCUUGCUGUUGGUGAGUUUUUUGUACCAUCUUUGGGAGCAAUAACCGGAAAGGAAGAGGGGAUGGAUCCUAAGAAUGACCCAAUCAGUAAAACUGACACGAUAGUCCUGUCUGAUGCACUCUACAAUCAGACUGAAGAUGAGGUCAACCUGUCACCAAGCCGAAAGCUGGUAGUAGAUGCUGCAGGAGUUGAUGAUUAUACUUAUGACGGUUGCGGGAAAACUAUAAUUUUGAAUGAAGAUCAUGAGCAGUCACAUUCUUCAGAAUUUAGACCCAUUAUAGUAAUUGGAAGGGGUAAAAGACUUCGGUUUGUAAAUGUGAAGAUUAAGAAUGCUUGGCUCUUGACAGAGUACACAUACAUGAGUAAUGAUAGUAGUUUCUCAGUGUCCAUUGAAGAUGGUGUAGAAGUUGUGAUGCAGGACAACUUUCAUUCAACGGGUGAAAGAAAAAGCCUGGAUAGAGUUGAAAAAUCAUCACAUUCCUCAAGUACUCCCGACUCCUCCGAUCAAAGUGAUUCAUCUAAACCAAGUAUAAGUUUCGAGGCCCAGGUGGUGUCUCCUGAGUUCACUUUUUAUGAUAGCAGCAGAUCGUCCAUUGAUGGUUCCUUCCAUGCUGAAAAGCUUCUUCGUGCAAGAAUGGAUUUGAGCUUCAUGUUUGCAUUAAAAGAAAAUGAUAAAUGGGUUCGAGCUCUUGUCAAAGAUCUAACUGUGGAGGCUGGUUCUGGUCUUAGAAUUCUUGAUCCAGUGGAUAUCUCUGCGGGAUAUACUUCUGUAAAGGACAAAACAAAUAUAUCUUUAACAACGUCCGAUAUAUUUGUCCACUUAUCUUUAAGUGCCAUCUCCCUGAUUCUUAAUCUACAAAGUCAGGCAGUUGCAGCAUUACAGUUUAAGAGUCCUGAUCCAUUGUCUCCUUGUACCAACUAUGAUCAAGUUUGGGUGCUUCCAAAAGUGAAGGGGCAUCAUAAUGGAAUUACAUUCUGGAGACCUCGAGCUCCCAAGAAUUAUGUCAGUUUGGGAGAUUGUGUGACUUCCAGGCCCAUUCCUCCUUCACAAGCUGUUAUGGCUGUGAGUAAUUCAUUUGGGCGUGUACGUAGGCCUCUUGGCUUCAAGCUUGUUGGCUUAUUCUCUGAUAUCCAACAAACUGAAGUGAAGGAUAUGGAUUGUGAUUGUUCUCUGUGGAUUCCUAUUUCACCCCCAGGAUACUUGGCUUUAGGGUGUGUUGCACAUAUUGGAAACCAGCCACCACCAAAUCAUAUUGUCUACUGCAUAAGAGCAGACCUGGCAACAUCCACAGCAUAUUCAGCUUGCAUGUUCAAUGCUUCUUCAAACAAGACAUACCAUUCAGGAUUUAGCAUUUGGAGACUCGACAACCUUGUUGGAUCAUUCCAUUCAAAUCCCUCUCUUAGCUGUCCCCCACAAGACAUAUGCUAUGAUCUUAACUAUCUUCUUCUUUUAAACUCAAGUUGGCAUCGUCUCUCUACAAGAGAAUCCAGGUCUGAUGUAACUGUUGACCAGGAGAAUACACACCAACAAAGAAGUAACCAGGGUAUAACAAGUACAUCAUCAGGGUCAGAUGCUCUCAGAUCAAUUUCCAAAGCUAGUUGUUAUAUGUCCACCCCAAGUUUUGAGAGGAUCUGGUGGGAUAAGGGUAGUGAUAUCCGCAGACCGGUCUCUGUUUGGCGACCUAUACCACGUCCUGGAUUUAAAAUCUUAGGUGACUGCAUAACUGAAGGUUUGGAGCCACCUGGCUUGGGAAUAAUAUUUAAGGCUGACAAUCCUGACAUCUCAGCAAACCCUGUGCAGUUUACGAAAGUUGCUCAUGUCACUAUUAAAGGCGUGGAUGAAGCCUUUUACUGGUACCCAAUUGCACCCCCAGGUUAUGCUUCUAUGGGAUGCAUAGUUACUCAAGUAGAUGAGAUGCCAAAAUUGAAUUCAGUCUGCUGCCCGAGGAUGGAUCUUGUUAGCCAAGCUGAUAUUCCUGAGAUGCCAAUAGCAAGUUAUUCAAGUUCAAAAGCAUCUCCAUGCUGGAGUAUCUGGAAACUGGAUAAUCAGGCCUGCACUUUUCUUGCACGUUCUGAUUUGAAGAAGCCUUCCAGCCGGCUGGCCUUCGCUAUUGGUGAUUCCGUGAAACCAAAAACACGAGAGAACAUAAUGGCGGAUAUAAAAUUGAAAUGCAUCUCUUUAACCAUUUUAGACAGCCUUUGUGGAGUGAUGACACCGUUUUUUGAUGUCUCCAUCACGAACAUUAAGCUUGCAACUCAUGGUGGAAUAGACUCUAUGAAUGCUGUGGUGAUAUCUUCAAUUGCUGCAUCAACUUUUAACACACUGUUAGACUCAUGGGAACCACUGGUGGAACCAUUUGAUGGAUUACUCAAAUUUGAAACGUACGAUACCAAUGAGUGCCAAUCAAAACUUGGAAAAAGAGCACGUGUUGCAGCUACAAGUAUCCUUAAUGUAAAUCUUAGUGCUGCAAGUAUUGAUACGUUUGCAGAAACCAUCGCUUCAUGGGGAAGACUGAAAGAACUCGAACAAAAGGCAGUCAAGUCAGAGGAGGAAACUAGCAGUCACAGCGUUGGUGAAGAUGGUUCAAUUUUUUCUGCAUUGGAUGUGGAAGAUUUCCAGACUAUAACCGUAGAGAAUAGGCUUGGAUGUGACAUUUACUUGAAGAAGUAUGAACAAAGUUCUAGUACAGUUAACCUUCUACGGUAUGGUGACAGUGCCUCCGUGUGGAUCCCACCUUCACGAUACUCAGAUCGAUUGAACUCAGUUGAUGAUUCAAGGGAAGGACGAUGCUAUAUUGCGGUGCAGAUAACUGAAGCCAAGGAUCUACCAAUCGUUACUGAUGGAAAUAGUAAUCGCUUCUUCUGCGCACUCCGGCUUGUUGUUGACAGUCAGGAGGCAAGUCAGCAGAGGCUGUUCCCUCAGAGUGCAAGGACUAGAUGUGUGAGGCCCUUGAUUUCCAAAAGUAAUGAUCUUGGCAGUGCCAGAUGGAAUGAACUUUUUAUUUUUGAAGUUCCUCGGAAGGGGUUGGCUAGGUUGGAGGUUGAGGUGACUAAUCUAGCUGCAAAAGCAGGAAAAGGUGAAGUAGUGGGUGCCUCGACAAUAUCGGUUGGACAGGGUACGAAUCCCUUAAGAAAGGUGGCCUCAGCUAGAAUGUUGCAACAAGCAACCGACGGUCAGAAAAAUGUCACACACCUUUUAAUGAGGAGGGGUCAACAAAAGGAUGGUGACUUGCCCUUUCAAGGAUGUCUGGUAGCUUCUACAUCAUAUUUUGAAAUGAAAGCAGUUUCAAACCUUCAAAGUAGAGUGGAGCAGGAGAAAGAUGUGGGUAAAGAUGUGGGGUUUUGGGUGGGACUUGGUCCUGAAGGUGUGUGGGAGAGUUUUAGAUCUUUUCUUCCACUCUCAGUCAUCACAAAAAAGAUGGAUGAUGAUUUUAUCACUGUGGAAGUAGUCAUGAAAGAUGGAAAGAAACAUGCAAUUCUGAGGGGGCUUGCAACCAUUACUAAUGAUUCAAAUGUUAACUUGGAUAUAAAUGUCUGUUCUAUUUCUAAGAUUCACGAGACUCCUGAACUAGUUGCUACUAAUAUUGCUGUAGAAGAGAUCUUUGAGAAUCAAAGACAUAGCUCUAUUUUUGGUUGGGGCACUAAGCUGUCUGGUUUCCGUGGGAAGGACCCUGGACGUUGGAGUAACAGAAAUUUUUCAUAUUCGUUAAAUGAUUUCUAUGAACCACCACUUCCAGCUGGAUGGACAUGGACGUCAGCGUGGGUGAUUGACAAAUCAGAUCCUGUUGAUGUGGAUGGAUGGGCAUAUGGGCGUGACUAUGAAACUCUAAAAUGGCCUCCAACUCCUCAAAAUUCUUCAAAGUCGCCACAAGACCAUGUACGCCGUAGACGUUGGAUCCGUACAAGGAAAACACUUACUGAUGAAGGCACACCAAACACUGGUUCUGGUAUCCAUGUCUUAGAACCUGGCUCUUCUUUUGUAUUACCCUGGCGAUCUAUUUCUAGGGAUUCUGAUAGCUGUUUGCAAAUUCGCCCUUCUGCUCAAUAUCAUGAGGGCCUCUACGCUUGGGGGUGGCCUGCUGGCUUAGUUCCCCCCCCUGGUGGGACAAAUGACUCGGGAGAGCACUCUAAAGAAUCUUCAGUGAAACAAGGAAAAAAGAUGUUGGAUUCUGCAUUCAAGUUAAAUCAGCUUGAAAAGAAUGACACACUUUGGUGUUGCCCAUCAUCUGACGGCAGGCAGUUUUGGCUUAGCGUAGGUGCAGAUGCAUCAGUUCUUCAGGCAGAGCUUAGUUCCCCUGUUUAUGAUUGGAAAAUAUCAGUAAAUGCUCCUUUAAAGUUGGAAAACCGACUUCCUUGUCCAGCACAGUUUACAAUAUGGGAGAAGUUGAAUCAUGGAAAUUCAACUGAAAGGCAGCAAGGCCUUUUGUCAUCACGUGCUAUUGUGCCCAUAUAUCAUGCUGACGUGCGUAAUUCUCUAUAUAUCUCAUUGUCGCUUCAAGGCGGAUGGACGAUGGAAAAGGAUCCUGUUCCUGUCUUGGAUAUAUCAUCUAAUAACCAUGCUUCCUCAUUUUGGAUGAUUCAUCAGAAUAAACGCAGGAGAUUGCGUGUGAGCAUUGAACGGGACAUGGGAGCAUCUGCUGCUUCCCCUAAUACCAUAAGAUUUUUUGUCCCAUAUUGGAUUAUUAAUGACUGCUCUGUACCACUUACAUAUCAAGUGGUUGAAAUUGAACCUUCAGAGAAUGCAAGUGCAGAUUCUUUGGUGAAGACAAAAUCUGCAAAAUCUGGAAAAUCUGGAAAAUUCUUUAGUUUUAGGAGUCUUUGUAGCUCCCCCGCAGAGACUAUCUCAAAUGGGAAUAUCCAAGUUCUAGAAGCUAUCGAUGACACUAGUCCUACUCCCAGCAUGCUUUCUCCACAGGAUUAUGUAGGACAAGGUGGUGCUAUGCUAUUUUCAUCCCGGAAUGAUUCAUAUCUUUCACCGCGUGUGGGUUUGGCUGUUGCCAUUCAGCGUUCCGAUAAUUUUAGUCCUGGACUAUCACUUCUUGACCUGGAAAAGAAGCAAAGAGUGGAUGUCAAAGCUUUUAGUUCAGAUGGAUCUUACUACAACCUUUCAGCUCUAAUGCAGAUGACAUCAGACAGGACAAAGGUUAUCCAUUUUCAACCACACACCUUAUUUUAUAAUAGGGCUGGCGUAAGCUUAUGUCUGCAGCAGUGUGAUACACGGUCACUGAUUUGGAUUCAUCCAACCGAUGCUCCAAGCCAUUUUAGAUGGCAGACAUCUGCCAAAGUUGAAUUAUUAAAGUUAAAGACUGAUGGAUACCGUUGGAGUGCGCCGUUUAGUGUUGCAACUGAGGGCUGGAUGCGUGUUUCGUUGAGGAAUGAAAGUACUGGCAAACAAUCGUAUUUUAAGGUUGAAGUAAGGAAUGGAACAACAAGCACACGCUUUGAUGUCAUCUUUCGACCUAAUUCAUUUUCAAGCCAGUACAGGAUUGAAAACCAUAGUAUGUUUUUACCCUUCCAUUUUCGGCAAACGGCUGGUGCUGAUGAUUCAUGGCACUGUCUACAUCCUUGCACAAGUGCUUCAUUUCUAUGGGAAGACCUUGGUAGAGAACGAAUCCUGGAGGUCAUGGUGGAUGACACUGACACUAAAGAUUCAGCUAAGUACAAUAUUGAUGAGGUUCGUGAUUAUCUACCUGUUCAAGUGGGUGGGGGACCCACAAAAGCAGUGCGUGUUACUAUAGUUAAAGAAGAGAAGAUGAAUGUUGUUAUGUUGAGAGACUGGAUGCCAGACAACAAUGAUGAUCCCAAAGCAGCAAAAAUCAGUAAAAAUGUUACUGCCUCAACACCAAAGACUGAUUUGGUUUCAUCAUCCUCGGAUUGUGAAUUUCAUCUUACUCUUGAGCUCAUUGAACUUGGAUUGUCCAUUAUUGAUCAUACACCUGAGGAGAUACUCUACUUGUCAGUACAGAACCUUCUAUUGUCACAUUCAACUGGUUUGGGCUCUGGAAUCAGUAGGAUCAAAUUAAGAAUGCGAGGGAUCCAAGUGGACAAUCAGCUGCCUUUGACACCAAUGCCGGUUCUCUUUAGACCACAAAGAGUUGGAGUAGAGGCAGAUUACGUAUUAAAGUUUUCUGUGACAACGCAAACUGAUGGAUCAUUAGAUUUUCGUGCGUAUCCUUAUAUUGGUUUGCAGGGACCUGAAAAGUCCGCCUUCUUGAUAAGUGUUCAUGAACCAAUUAUUUGGCGCCUUCAUGGUAUGAUCCAGCAGAUUGAUCUAAGUAGAUUCGGUGAGGCUCAAACAACUGCCGUCUCGGUUGACCCUAUCAUUGAGAUUGGAGUUCUGAACAUCUCUGAGUUCCGAUUUAAGUUCUCCAUGGCUAUGUCACCAACUCAGCGCCCUGUGGGUGUACUUGGUUUUUGGGCAUCCUUGAUGACAGCGCUAGGGAACACCGAAAAUAUGCCCGUGCGUGUAAAUCAGAGAUUCCUUGAAAACUUGUCGACGAGACAAAGUGUUCUUACAACGAAUGCCAUCUCAAAUAUAACAAAGGAUAUUCUAAGCCAGCCUCUUCAGCUGCUUUCUGGUGUGGAUAUACUAGGAAAUGCAAGCAGUGCAUUUGGACAUAUGAGCAAAGGUGUUGCGGCCUUAUCAAUGGACAAGAAAUUCAUUCAAGGUCGGCAAAGACAGGAAAAUAAAGGCGUUGAAGAUUUUGGUGAUGUAAUAAGAGACGGGGGAGGAGCAUUAGCAAAGGGGCUAUAUAGAGGAGUAGUGGGUAUAAUAGCAAAACCAUUAGAAGGUGCAAAGGCAUCAGGUGUAGAGGGUUUUGUUUCGGGUGUUGGUAAAGGGAUAAUAGGUGCUGCUGCACAACCUGUGAGUGGUGUCCUUGAUUUAUUAUCAAAGACAACUGAAGGUGCCAAUGCAAUGAGAAUGAAGAUUGCUGCUGCUAUCUCCUCCGAAGACCUUCUUCUCCGCAGACGACUCCCAAGGGUUAUCAGCGGUGAUAAUCUACUCAAACCAUAUGAUGACUACAGGGCACAGGGACAGGUAAUACUGCAGCUUGCGGAAUCAGGGUCAUUCUUUUUACAGGUGGAUCUAUUUAAAGUCCGUGGAAAGUUUGCUUUAUCUGAUGCUUACGAGGACCAUUUCUCACUGCGUAAAGACAAGAUACUUCUUGUCACGCAUCGAAGAGUUAUGCUCUUACAGACAUCCAACAUUAUAACACAGAAGAAAUUCAAUCCAGCUAGAGAUCCAUGUUUGGUGUUGUGGGAUGUUUUGCUGGAGGACGUAGGUAGCAUGCAACUAACCACUGGAAAGAAAGAUGGCCCUAAUGCACCUCCAUCUAAACUUAAAUUAUCCUUGAAAUCUAAAUCAUCCUCUGAGAACAAUGAUCAUACUCGUGUUAUCAAAUGCUACCGUGAUACCCAACAGGCAACUCAGGUUCAUUCCUCCAUUGAGCAAGCAAUGAGUACAUAUGCACCAAAAGACUCAAAGGAUAUGCAUAAAAGGAAAGUGAAAAGGCCAUAUGCGGAAACUGGUGAUGUAUCGACUGCUGAAGAAAUUUUUUUGAAAGAACGCCCAUGGUCUUCACAGCAGAUCCCUGCACCUCUUCCUCCAAAUUCGACCUUUGGCAGCAGCAGUGAUACUCACCAAUAGACAUGUUUGAAUGUCAAACCCUGGAUGGUAUGCAUCUUGCAAGCAGCUCAAAACCUUGACGCUUUUCUUAGAUAAAUUGAUCUCACCAACAUUCAUUGUAGUAUGAAGUACAUCAUAUUCGCUUUUCCAUUACAUAAAUGUGUGCUUCCUGUAAAAAGCCACUGGCAGGAUCUUAUCUUUAAGUCUUCAGUUAAUAUUGAGUGAGAAGGCGACAAUUUUCAAAGUCAGUACCAGAUGCUUUCUUUCUUUAGCAGCUGGGAUAACAACAAUAUCUGUUCUCAAAUGGGCAGCUGGUUGUGUUCAGAUUUUGGGCAAGGCAACAUGGUGCGGAUGGUCGUAGCCUUUUUAGUUGUCAAGAGAAAGUGUAUAUAGAAUAUAUGCUAAUGUAAUAUAGGUGAUAUGGGGGAUUCAUUGGUUGGUUGGAGUGUACAGAGUUUAUAUUGAUGUUGUGUGGCUUUUUACAUGCGAAAUGUUAGCUUAGUAAUUAUAAUUGUUUCUAGA
This is a messenger RNA of Helianthus annuus (common sunflower), 13515 nucleotides long. RefSeq lists its product as uncharacterized. NCBI's taxonomy places the organism in Eukaryota, Viridiplantae, Streptophyta, Magnoliopsida, Asterales, Asteraceae. Bases 340 to 13014 code for a protein of 4224 amino acids. The transcript is spliced from 65 exons. The record is from RefSeq and is a predicted model, not a curated record.